This is a messenger RNA of Mya arenaria, 4169 nucleotides long. RefSeq lists its product as uncharacterized. NCBI's taxonomy places the organism in Eukaryota, Metazoa, Mollusca, Bivalvia, Myida, Myidae. The record is from RefSeq and is a predicted model, not a curated record. The transcript has 5 exons. Bases 72 to 3620 code for a protein of 1182 amino acids. Gene Ontology annotation, molecular function: zinc ion binding; protein binding.
UCCUUGUUUAGUAGUGAAGGAAAGAAAAUGACAAUUUAAAGCUUAAACGGCAUUUGAACUGUGACAGAAAUAUGGCUUCAAAUGUUGAAUUCUCCAUUCAGAGAGGCUGUGAUUUCAUCCACGAUUUCGCCUGUUCUCCUUGUGAAGAAGAUGGACUGAACACGGAAGCUCAACAUUUCUGUUCACAGUGCACGAAACAUUACUGUAACAACUGUGUUACAAAACAUAAUGGCUUAUACAAGAGACACACGGUACUCGACCGGAAGGACGUUAAGAAAUGGGCGGCGACACCAGGGACGGUGGACGUCCUUGCGGGAUGCGAGAGGCACCCCGGGGAGUCGCUGAAACUGGUCUGUGGUGACCAUGACCAGCUGUGUUGUCAUUUGUGCGCUGCCGUGGAUCAUAGACAAUGUUCAUCAAUACAGCAUAUUGCAGACGUUGCUAAGGGCGUUCACAAAGAUCCCGAGUUUCGUCAACUACCUCAACGGUUAGCUGAACUUAGGAAGCGUCUAGAAGAUAUGAAAAACGACAGAAGGAAAAAUGGAGCCUCUUUGAGGAAAACUCGAACAGCCAUUGUUGAUGAAAUCAAAGCAAUCCGUAAAACGAUAAACGAAGUUCUUGACAAGAUGGAGAAAACAACAGUACAAGAAUUAGACCGUCUUGUAGCUGAUCAGGAACUGUCCAUCAAGAAAGAUAUGGAAUACUGCACACAGAUGCACGACGAAUUAAAGAGCAUUAUGGAUGACAUACAAAGCAGAGGCUCAUCAGGCGAACCACCCCUAUAUAUUGGGUUCAGGAAAUGUGAAGAAAAAAUAAAACAAGCAAGUAAAAUUCUACAAAACAUGUCAAUUGUUGUAAAAUACAAAAUAACGUUUCGUAAAGAAAAUGGAAUAGAAGAUAAUUUGUCCUCGAUGAAGACAUUUGGAGAGUUAAAGGAAUCGAAUGUUUUUGGUAAACAACCACUGAUAGUACUAUUCCCCCGAGACCAUGUAUUCGCUACCCAAGGUUACAAGGAGUACAGUGUGAAGAUGAGUUUAGACAAAAACAAAUGUAGUAUUGCAGGGCUCUGUGAACUGCCUGGUGGAGAGAUUAUUAUUUCAGACCGGAAGAACUGUAAAGUGAAACUUCUGGACCAGGAGUACAGGAUUUUGGACCACUGUGAUGUCCCCGAGCAACCAUUUGACGUUUGCAACAUUGGCCUGAAUGGGGUUGCCGUUUGUGUUAACAAAGAUGAUGACAGAGGUGAGCUUCAUUUCAUUAACAUUACAAAAGGGAAACUUGUGACCGCGAGAAAGUUAUGUUUCACCCAUAGAUGUUACAGCGUAGCUCACCACGGGAACAACCUGUACAUUUCAUCAGACACCGCGUUGUACGUCUACACGAUGAAGGGGCAGCUGAAAAAGAAGCUGUACGAGGAUAAUUCCGGUGAUGACACGGUGCAGAGAAUUGCCAUCAGUAAGGACGGGGAGACUAUCUACAUCACAAACUUCUCAAACCAUCAUCUUAUCACCCUGGACAACCUCGGCAACAAGCUGGCCACAUUCACUGAUUCUGACUUGAGGGAACCUUACGGAGUACACGUGACAACUGCUGGGCACGUGUUCGUCUGCUGCUAUGACUCCGAUACAGUGCUGCAGAUUGACAAGGACGGGAAGAAGAAGUUGGCCAUCCUGGCCAGGAAACAAGACGGAGUGUUCGGACCAAGAGCUUUGUACUUCAGCAGCCGUACUUCCUCCCUGAGUGUUUGCGGAUUGAAUGACAAGCUCCUCGUCAUCAAUAGGAAAACGAGGCUGGAUAUAAAUUGUAUAUGUACUUCCUUGUUCAGAAAUGAAGGAAAGAACAGAAAGAACAGGAAAGAAAAGGACCUUUCUAAGUGUAAAUGUCAUUUGAACUGUGACAGAAAUAUGGCAUCAGAUUUUGAAUCAUCCAUUCAGGGAGGUGGUGAUUUCAUCCAUGAUUUUGCCUGUUCUCCUUGCGAAGAAGAUGGACUGAACACGGAAGCUCAACAUUUCUGUAAUCAGUGCAAGAUCCAUUACUGCAAUACUUGCGUUGUGAAGCAUAAUGGCUUAUACAAAAGACACACGGUACUCGACCGGAUGGACGUUAAGAAAUGGGCGGCGGCACCAGGGACGGUGGACGUCCUUGAGGGAUGCGAGAGGCACCCAGAGGAGUCGCUGAAGCCGGUCUGUGGUGACCAUGACCAGCUGUGUUGUCAUUUGUGCGUUGCCUUGGAUCAUAGACAAUGUUCAUCAAUACAGCAUAUUCAAGACGUUGCAAAGGGCAUCCACAAAGACCCCGAGUUUCAUCAACUACCUCAACGGGUAACUGAACUAAGAAGGCAUCUAAAAGAUAUGAAAGACGACAGAUGUAAAAAUAGAGCCUUUUUGAGGAAAAUUCGAACAGCCAUAGUUAAUGAAAUAAAAGCAAUCCGUAAAAAGAUCAACGGAAUUCUUGACAAAAUGGAGAAAACAACAGUACAAGAACUAGACCGUCUAGUAGCUGAUCAGGAAUUGUACAUUAAGGAAGAUAUGGAAUCCUGCACACAGAUGCACGACGAAUUAAAGACCAUUUUGGAUGACAUUCAAAGAAAAGACUCACCAAGCGAACCAUCCUUAUAUAUCGGGUUCAGGAAAUGUGAAGAAAAAGUAAAACAAGCAAAUGCAAAUCUGCAAAACAUGUCAAAUGUUGUACAAUACGAUAUGACGUUUUGUAAAAAUAAAGGAAUAGAAGAUAAUUUGUCCCCGAUGAAGACAUUUGGGGAAUUAAUUGGAUCGAAUGUUCUUGUCAAACAGGUACUUAGAUCACUAAUCCCCCGAGAUCAUGUAUUUGCUACCCAAAAUUACAAGAAGUACAACGUGAAGAUGAGUUCAGACAAAAACAAAUGUAAUAUUGAAGGGUUAUGUGAACUGCCAGGUGGAGAGAUUGUUAUUUCAGACUACUGGAACUGUAAAUUGAAACUCCUGGACAAGGAGUACAGGGUUGUCGACAACUGUGAUGUCCCCGAGCAUCCAUGGAACGUAUGCAACAUUGGCGGGAAUGAGGUUGCCGUUUGUGUUAACAAAUAUGAUGAUAGACGUGAACUUCAUUUCAUUAAUAUUACAAAAGGGAAACUUGUGACUACGAAAAAGUUAAGUUUCAUCCAUGAAUGUUUCGCCGCAGCUCAUCACGGGAACAGCCUGUACAUUUCAUCCUACACCGCGCUGUAUGUCUACACGAUGAAGGGGACGUUGGUAAAAAAGCUGUACGAGGACAACUCCGGUGAUGACACGGUGAUGAGAAUUGCAAUCAGUAACGACGGUAAGACUAUCUACAUAACAAACUACUCAAACAAUCAACUUAUUACCCUGGACAACGUCGGCAACAAGCUGACCACAUUCACUGAUCCUGACUUGAGGCAACCUUACGGAAUACACGUGAUACCUGCUGGACACGUGUUUGUCUCCUGCUAUGACACCGACACUGUGCUGCAGGUUGACAAAGACGGGAGGACGAAGCUGGCCACCUUGGCCAGGAGACAUAACGGAGUUUACGGACCGAAAUCAUUGUUUUAUAGCGACCGUACCUCCUCUUUGGUUGUCGGAGGAGAGAAAGACACGCUCUUCGUCAUCAAGUUACAAUAAAUAACAACAAUAGAUCCACCUCUUAAGCGAUCAAAAAUAACGUUUUCCGACAUCGAAACGUAAGAAAUGUAAAGUGGGGCUCAUUAGUUUUUAUUUAAAAAUCUUCGAAGUGUGUGUGCCCUGUUACAAGCAACAACCAUACUAUAAAGCAAUCUCAUUUCUGCAAAUGGAAGAGACUCGUUUACACUGGAUAUGGAGAUACAUUGAAACAAAUAAUUUUCAUGUGAAAUGUGAUAAAUAUGCAAGUUUGACCGAUUUCAAAAGUUCAAGAAAGCCCUACAUAUCUAAUAUGAAUUUAUAUAUUUACAUAUUACUUAGCCAAUAAAGGGUUUAUGAAAUAAUAAAUUUUAAUGAAUCAUUUUUCAAAACAUUUACGUUUCAACAUUGCUUGUGUCAAUAGUAUUCAUACUUAUAAACUUGUUCACAUUACGGAGCUGAAAAUAUUAUUAUGGUUAUGUUUGCUAUUUAAAUUAUUUAGACAUGCAUGUCAUUUCAACCAAAUGUGUUUUAUUACGUUUCAUCGUUUGAUUAUAAGUAAUAUUUACUGCA